GACACACAGAAUUCCAGGCAAGCAGACGCUCCAAUUAGUACUCAUCAGGCUUUCUUGCAUCGACUCAGAGUGAUUCUGGGCCAGGAACGGUCCCUCGGAGAGCCAUCUAGCCGAGAGAGGAGGAGGAGGAAAAAGACACAUUGGUGUAUUUAUAGAAAAAUGAGGCCUCACAAUACCCUUUUUGGAGAGAGAAUUAUUAAGGAACCGAGGUGCACGGUGCACGCGUCCCAGUUUUCUGAUUAACACUGUGCAAGCAGGCUGGCCCUAGGAUGAAUCAGGGAUGAGACGCAGGACUAACUCCUUGACACACAGAGAGACUGCACUCGCUUCUCAUGCACACUCACCCUUUGCUCAUGAGGACACUGCUGUGGUUUCAAGGUGGAAGAAUGGGGCAAUGUUUUGAGUUUGUCACCCUUUCUGUUUGACUUUGGGUUGCAGGGUGAUCAGGGGGGGAGUUUUUUGUAAUUGAAAAAAAAAACAUAUUUGAGAAGACAGAUUGGAUAUCAGGCUGCUAGCAGGCCACCUGCUAUUUGACAUUCAAGAUGAAGAAAUUUUUGCAAAACAAAAAAGGCAGAUACUCUUUUCGGCAGAGCAAACGGGGCCCUCGGUAUCCAUCUAAAGAUUUCUUCCUCAGCAUGCCGUCGUCCAACCAGGGCUGGCCUGAGGAGUUCGGCUUCCAGCUGGGUGGGAAUGGACCCAGCUACAUCCUGUCUGUGGAGGAAGGCAGCAGCGCCCACCUGGCGGGGUUGCAGGCUGGGGACCAGGUCCUGGAGAUCGAGGGCCACAAUGUGUCAACGCUGGGUCCACAAGCUGUCAUCGCCAUCGCCCAGACUCAGAAGAACAUCCCUCCCAGUAUCGGAGUGGUGUCCCGCAUACAGCAGAUGGACAUUAUACCAGGUCCGGACGGUCGUUUCGGGUUCACCAUCGUGGGAGACUGCCCCCUUCUGGUGGAGGACUGCUCGCCUUGCUCUCCAGCCGGCCGCGCAGGUCUGAGGGCCGGGGAUUAUGUCAUGGAGGUCAACGGCAUUCCCGUCAGGCAGCACGAGACAGCCGCGGCGCUGAUCAAGGCCUCCCAGGGGAGGACGCUCCGUCUGGGGGUGCUGUGCCUCGGCCCGAGGCAGAAACACAGCAUCAGCAUAGAGGACAGUCAGAUGGGAGUAGAGGGGGCGAGACUGGACCGUAAACAUAAAGCUCUGGAGUUCAACAGGAAGGUUGACCAGAUUUUAGGUGAUGAACCUGAAGUGAAAGAGAAACUCUUCACUGUGCUGAAGCAGUACGCAGCCGAGAAGAGAGUUGAGUGGUUGGCCUCGGCCCUGCCCGACAUACUCACCACUGAUGAGCAUCGACAGCUCAUCUCCAGCAUCAGAAUCUUCAUUCCCAAGAAGCACCGGCAGCGCUUCGACGAGGCCGUCUCCCAGAACGUGAUCAACCGACUCUGCCGCAGCAAGAGCAUCAGCGAGCCGCAGGGCAGACUCCGGCGCAGUCGGAGCGAGGAUCACUCCGAGCGCCACCACGGGUCCAAAAGGGCCAGCUCAGUGCCAAGAGAUGGAGAACCCGGAGGAAGGGGUGAGGCAGAGAGAGACAGGGGCUUAAGGAAGUCUGUCUCUGGGAUACCUGCGCAUCCCCCCAUCGGACCCAAUCAGAGGAUCAUUCGCGUCUACAGGGGGAAGAAGAGCUUCGGCUUCACGCUGCGAGGUCACGCGCCCGUCUGCAUCGACUCUGUUAUCCCAGAUAGUCCUGCUGAGGAAUGUGGACUGAAACCUGGUGACCGUAUCCUCUUCCUCAAUGGACUGGACAUGAGGAACUGUUCUCAUGAGAAGGUGGUGUCCAUGCUGCAGGGCAGUGGGGCGAUGCCCACUCUGGUGGUGGAGGAGGGCCCGUCUGACUACUCCUCAGACCAAACUGACCCAGAAGAAUCUCUAAGUCUGGCCCCCACCACGUUACCACGCUCCAGGUCUCCGGCCCUCAGUUCUCUGCAGUGGGUGGCAGAGAUUCUUCCGCCGAGCAUCAAAGUCCACGGGCGGACCUUCAGCCAGCAGCUGGAGCACCUGCUGACCAUCCAGGAGAGGUACACAGUCUGCAAGUCCCUGGAGACCUUCUUCCAGCACAGAAAUGUGGACACUCUGAUAGUAGACGUGUUUCCGGUGUUGGACACUCCAGCCAAACAGCUGAUCUGGCAGUUCAUCUACCAGCUACUGACCUACGAUGAACAGGAGCGCUGCCAGGGCAAGCUGUCACGCUUCCUGGGUUUCAAGAGCAGUGCAGUGUUGGAGCCUGACGCAGGUCCGGAGCACCACCGGCGGAGCAGCUCUAUGCGCGUGACAGGGACAUCCUACCGUGGCAACGUCCGAGAGAGGAGCUCUGACGACUGCAUCAUCGGGACUCACCUGGGAAUGGGAAUUCAUGUGGAUGAAUCUGGGAGCCCGGAGGAGAGGCAGUCAGGAGAUGGAACCUCCUUCCCCGAGUCCCCUGACCUCAAUCAUAUGACAGGUGUGUACACAGAACUGGAGAACGUGUACGCAGGGAAGAGUGUGUCGCCACUGCAGGGUGGCUCCUCAGCAGAGCCCGAGGGGCCGGGACAGACUGAGGCCUACAGGCGCUCUCUCUCCCCCCUCACACUCCCCCCUCUCACAGGUAGCCAUAAAUGCGGCCUGUCCCUGUCCUGGAAGGAGCCUCUCCCCACUCCUGUGUAUGAGAUCCACCACCAGAGCAGUGUGGACUCCAACCCUUACGUCAGCCUGGAAAGCCCUCCGGCCUCCCCUCAACACUCGGAUGGUGGUCCCAACACGCUGACCCGCCGGAAGAAGCUGUUCACCUUCUCCCGCCCACCUCGCAGCCGGGACACAGACAAGUUCCUGGACGCUCUGAGCGAGCAGCUGGGCCACCGGGUCACUCUGGUGGAUGACUUUGUACCUGGGGAGAACGACUAUGAGGAGAUAUAUCAAGGUGGUUGUCAUGGUUUCAGAAGAAGAGGGGUGCCUAUGAGUUUCCAGGAGGACCAGGACCUGGGCUUCAUGCCUCGGCAGCUCAGCUGCGGCAGCAGUGAGGAUCACAGUAGCAGCGACGAGGCCUCCUCUCCCUCCUACUCCUCAGGAUCUGAACCCAUCCCACCACCUCCCCCCCAGAGCCCCCCGCCUCCCCCGCCUUUCCAGGCUCUGAUACCGCCUCCUGUUCAGUUCACGGACCCCCUGCCGCCAGUCCGCUUCUCCCCUGAGCAUGUCCCCCGCAGCCGGAUGCCCUUCCAGCCGCACCACCCCAUCAUCCCUCCUCCCCCGCCUCCUCCGAGGACCCUCCUGUCCAGCCGUUCUCCUCUACACAAAGUGCUCCCCACCAGAGAAGAAGGAGAGAAAACUCACCAGCGCUUCCAGGCCACCACCUCCACCCGCCUCUCGCACGGCCACAUCACCCUGGGUUCCACCACCUUACGCUCCUUCCAGCCGUCCCGCCCCAGCUACCUCCCCCGACAGCUCAGCCAGCCCCAGCCUAUCCACCAGCCAUCCCCGCAGCCCUCCCCUCAGCCGCUGAGACCGAGCCAGCUCGUCCUCCAGCGGCACCACCAGCUCCACCACCAACACAGCUACCAGGGCCCUCUGCCGCCGUCCCUCCAGGAUCACAGCCCGUCCCAGUGUCAGAGCCAAGGCCCCGCAGGCUCCUCACUGCUCUCCAAGCCUCCGGCCUCUCACUCCACCCUCCCCAGUCACACUAAAACCUAUGAAGCCCCACAGCAGGAACACCAGUCUCAACAGGCACCACCGCCGCCACCUCCUCCCCUCCCCCCACCCUGUGACCCACCUCCGCUGCCCAAGCCGGGCCACCACGCCUCGGACACCAACCACAUGAGUGUGAAGAGGCUGCGCUGGGAGCAGGUGGAGAACUCAGAGGGAACCAUAUGGGGUCAGCUCGGAGAGGACUCAGACUAUGACAAGCUCACUGACAUGGUGAAGUUCUUGGACCUUGAUCUGCACUUUGGGACUCAACGCAGAUCCAAGCCAGCCUUCUUGCCAGAGAGCUUUAAAAAGAAAGACGUGGUGGAGAUUCUGUCUCAUAAGAAAGCCUACAACGCCUCCAUCCUCAUCGCCCAUCUGAAGCUCUCCACCACCGAGCUGCGUCAGGUCUUGAUGAACAUGACCACCGACAGGCUGGAGCCCGCUCACAUCAAGCAGCUGCUGCUCUACGCUCCCGACGACGACGAGGUCAAACAGUACGAGCAGUUUGAACAGGACCCAGCCAAACUGAGCGAGCCCGACCAGUUCAUUUUCCAGAUGCUGAUGGUGCCCGAGUAUAAGACCCGUCUGCGGAGCCUCCACUUCAAGACGACCCUGCAGGAGAGGACGGAGGAGAUGAAGAUUGCGUACGAUUACAUCUAUAAGGCUUCAGUGGAGCUGAGGAGCAGCAAGAAACUGGCCAAAAUCCUGGAGUUUGUACUUGCAAUGGGGAAUUACCUGAACAACGGCCAGCCCAAGAGCCACAGGACAACCAGUUUUAAGAUCAACUUCCUAACUGAGCUAAGCACGACCAAAACAGUAGACGGGAAAUCCACCUUUCUCCACAUUCUAGCCAAGUCUCUGUGCCAACACUUCCCUGAGCUGCUCAACUUUUCCAGAGACCUUACAACAGUGCCUCUGGCAGCCAAGGUCAACCAGAGAGCCAUCACAGCAGAGCUGAGUGACCUUCACUCCACCAUCCAGGACAUCAGGACGGCCUGUCUGAAGAUCCCACCCACCUCCGAGGACCACUUUACCUCCGUCAUGAGCAGCUUUUUGGAGAACAGCCACCCUGCAAUCCAGUCUCUGGAGUCCCUGCAGACCCGAGUAAUGGAGGAGUUCUCUAAGGUGGCCUCCUACUUUGGAGAGGACAGCAAAUCCACCAGAACAGAGGCUUUCUUCGGCAUCUUUGCAGAUUUCAUCUCCAAGUUUGAGAGAGCUCUCAGUGAGACCCAGACUCCAGAAAAUCCCAGAAGCCCCAGACUGUCUUCCCCUCUGGCCUGGUAGAAGCAAGAAAUGCGGGCGGAUGUCGGGCCAAACCGACAGGCUGGUCGUUACCAUUUUCACUCUGCUCUCCACAACCAAAGUGCCAAGAUCACACACAGAGACACUCUAACCAACGGGAACAGAGACCACAUCAUCUAUAGCAAACAGAAUGGAAAUACACUCUAUCUGUAGAUAAUCACAACAGUUAAUGAGUGCCCGUGUGCAGCAUCGCUGUUAUUUCAGGUGCUGGGUAGAGCAGGAACAUUCAGGUGUCCACAGGUCAACAGGAACUCACCGCACACUGACAACUCAAACCAGUUUUUACAUUAUUUACAUCUCUUUUUAAUACACAUCACACAGUAGAUAGUAAAAGAUACAUUAGAGAAACCAUCCAUGUAUGUUUGAUUGCUCCAAUGCAUCUUGAUGCUGCAUUUAAAUGAAAUGUAAGUAAUGAAAACAACCGGUCUGAAUAUUUACAGAUUACUUGCUUAAUGUUUAAUAUAUGACUAUAUAAAGUUUAUAUUUUCUAUCAGAUCAUAUUUGAAAAUUGUAAAGAUUAAGCGUAGAUGUAGACUGACGACAGUCAUCUGGAAUCAAGGUGAUUCACAAGUGUAGUUUAGUUAGUGUGUAGAGAGCCAGGCUGAACUGCUCAGCGGGAUCAGACUGUUCAUGCAGUGGUGCACUCACUGCCUCCCAUACAGCAGGAUUUGAUUUGAGAAGGAGUUUUUUCCAACAUCGUGUAUCCACAUUGCUGACUUACAGAUGUGGUCAUUCUCAUCGAACCUACUGUGAAUUUAUAGGCCAUCUAUUGGGAGUUAUAAUAAAAAAAUGAAACAUUUCCUCUCCUCAUACAGCUUAAGUCAAAGUCAUCCACACCCAGCUCUUGUUCACUUGUGUCCUUUGCAGUACAUUGCAUAUGACAUUUCUAAAUUCCUGACAAGGAUCAGUCAAUCAUUACUAUAGAAGCAAAACAAUGCCAUAAAGAUAAAAAAAAAUUUAUAUUAGAAUAAUUGCAAACCACCACUGAAUUCUUAAUAUAAAAACUGAAAUAAAAUUAUAGCACUGAAAUAUUACUAUCUGAAUUUAAAUGGUUUGAAUUCCCCUCUUUGAAAUUUUCAGUUGGUAAUUUCAAAUUGUGCAAUUUAAGAAGUUGAUUUUUUAGGGUCCAAACAUUUUGAUAGAAAAUUCAUGUGUCCAUGUUUCAAAAAACAGUUUAAGUUGCUCAUAUUCAACUGGUUAUUUUCAGAUAAAAAAAUGUAAGUCAAGUCAAAAAAUCUGGUUACUCAAAUUACACCACGGUGAAAUUUAUAUACCAAAAUUCAGAUACAAAAAUUCAAGAUAAAACAUUUUAAUUUUAACAUAAGCAAACAAGCCAUAAUGGAAUCGAUCAGACCUCUGUCCAAGUUAUAUUCUUAGUUCUUAAUUAGUCAUGCGACCCAUGAAAUAAAAGUUCAGAUAAGUAACUGGAAAUGCCGCACAACUAAAUUUUCUGUCUGAAUUUGCGAACCUUGAAAAGAAAAAGCAAAUUUUCAAAAAGAGAAAUUCAAAACAACUAAAUUAAAAUAGAUGGUAAUAUUUAAAUAAUUCAAAAUUCAGUGGUAUUUAAACAUCAACAUUAUGUAUUCAAUUUCAUAAUUAUGUAUUAGGUUGCUUACAAAAAGUGUAUUUUAUUUUUGGCCCUACUUUGCUUCCAUAAUUUUCUGCAUUUUUAGAUAACGAUGAGACAUUUACGUAGAAAAAUCACAUUAGCCACUUACUGCUAGUAAACCAGUGGGUGGUCGUGGUUAACUUUAGCUUCAGCUCCCUAUACAAGUAUGAUCAAGGAUGAAGACAUCAUUACAUUUUUGUGGCUAAGUGGCUAAGACAUGAGGUCAUCCACCUUUUUUAGAUGGAGGUUUAGACUCCAGUCAUCACAUCCCAACUGGACUCAAUCCUGAUCAUAAACAGCCACUGAAAUCUGUCCAAUCAGGCCAGUUUGCAGCACUUGAACUGGGAAGCCUCUAAACAGGUUGGAGUCCUUUGUCGUCAGCCAUUCAGCAUCAGCAUUGUGCUUCUUCUGCCUGUGAGGACUUAGUCAAACCAAAAUUUGCAAAACAUCAUCGAGAACACUUGAACAAUAUUGCACCUUUCACAGUGAGGUAACACUGAUUACAUCAGCACAUGGUCAAAUUUGGCUCAAAAAUCAUCUGUUUCAUAGAGCGUGCGGGUGGAAUAGUAAUUUUUCCCCCUAAUAAUUAGUGUCAGUACAGAAAGAUAGAAGGCAGCUUUAAUAUGAAAAGGCUGAGCUGUGUGCUUCUGGAAAAGAGGACAGCUAAUAGUUCUGCACUUUGUCGAGUAUUUCUAGUGUUAUGAACACAGCCCUGCUUAAACAAGUGGGUGGCUGCUGAAUGAAUGAACGUCAAAUGCAUGUGGAAGAAAACAUCUCACUGUAAAUGGUCAUUUCCUGCUUUUCUGGUCGUCAUGGUGAUCUCACGACUCAUCUACAGUACAGUGUACCUGUAGCUGUGUUGUAUUUAUGUUGAUGAACUAUUGUUGAGUUUUUGCUAUGCACUGCUCAUCAUUUUGUAUUGUAUGCUUGUGUGUCCUCCAAGUCCUAGUUUAUUUUGUUAUUCAAGAGUGUCAUCAGGAAAUUACCAUUUUAUUUAUUCUUUAUGCGCAGCUUUAGUCAGGCUUACGAGGUGACUGUGAUCUCGUAAAAAUGCAAUCCUAGCUGCUACUAGUGUAGUAACAGUGUUUCUUGUCCGAAUCAAUUGCAUGUUGGUGCAGUUAAUGUGUUAUGAUGUGCAGCUGGUAGCAUUUACCCUCCCUGGAUAUUUAAGUUUAAAAUAAAUACAUUUCUGUUAGUCUAGUUAGGUUUAUUUAUUGGUUGCCUACAGAUUCUCUUUUAUAACUGUUUUAUAUGUUUUCAUGAGAAGUUGCUCAUGUUUUGUGAUUGUUUGACCUUUAUGUUUUAUUCAAUGCUUUCAAAUGAAGGAUAUGUUUUUGAUCUAUAAAAAUGUCAUGCUUGAAACUUGAA
Molecule: messenger RNA, 7986 nt
Organism: Siniperca chuatsi (mandarin fish)
Lineage: Eukaryota; Metazoa; Chordata; Actinopteri; Centrarchiformes; Sinipercidae
Gene: grid2ipb
Product: glutamate receptor, ionotropic, delta 2 (Grid2) interacting protein, b
Exons: 26
Coding region: 543-4991 (1482 amino acids)
Molecular function (GO): protein binding
Source: RefSeq, a predicted model, not a curated record